Messenger RNA from Zea mays, 1326 nucleotides. RefSeq lists its product as uncharacterized. Lineage: Eukaryota; Viridiplantae; Streptophyta; Magnoliopsida; Poales; Poaceae. The record is from RefSeq and is a predicted model, not a curated record. The coding region runs from base 83 to 973 and encodes 296 amino acids. The transcript has 3 exons.
UUCUCCGUUCCCUAGGCAACGAACAGCUCGUCCCCCGCGCAUCCGCAACUCGGCAACUGCACCACCACCGGCGGCGGCUGCGAUGGACCAAAUCUUCGACGAGAAUCACGUGCGGCUGCGGAGCCGCGUGCGCGGGACGUACCUCUACGCCGACGAGGACGGGGUCGGCGUCUCUCUGAGCCGUCGCCGCGCCUCCCUGAACGCGGCGUGGCAGGUGCACCUGGUCCAGAACUUCGUCCUCUUCCGCAGCGCCGCCUACGGACGCUACCUCGCGGUCUCGCGGGAAAUGGCGCCUCCAGGCCACCGCGGCCUCCGCGUUGUCCAGCGCGACUACGACGAGCUGGUACUGUACGCCGUCGCGUGGAGGCCCAUUGGGGCGCCGCUCACCGUAGACGACGAAGCCGAAGCCGACGUCGUCCUGCGCUACGGGUCCACCCGCUACCUCCGCGCCAACGGCAGGCACCGCCGCUGGCACACCGGGGUCACCGUCGAUGACAACGGCGGUGUAAGGACCACGAUGAUGUUUUGGAUGGUCGAGGAAAUCCCCCCGAGGAUCGAGCCACCUGUCCUUCCACUUCCACCACCCCCAACUAUGACUACUACACCGGGUCUCAUGAGCCUGCUGCUCCGGCGCGCUGAACCCACGUCAGAGCCACUGAGGACGAUCCGAUACGUGCGGGCAAACAAUGUGGGGAACUUCAACCCGCUCGGCUGGGCCACGUUCCAGUUCUACGGCAGGUCUGUGUACUUGCUCCUGUGCAGGCUGGCGUACCAGCUAGGCGAAACCAUCUCCGUCGGCGGCGAACGGGGCGUCAUAGGCAUCGCGCUGUGCGUGCAGGCCGGCAACUGCGCUCGGCUGACUCCUCUGGUCACCGACCUGCCUUGGUGCGACGACCCCAUGAACAUCGUUGUCCUUGCCACCGAUUCCUAUGCUGCGACGCAACUGCGGCACCCCAAUGUUGACGAACCCUAGAGGUGUACGAGAGCUUGACGAAGUGACAACAGCUUCGCGACUGAUCUCUUCAAAAAAAAAACAAAACGUGCUUCCGAUGCAACGGCUUUAGAAGUAGAUUUUUUCCCGCUCGUGUAGUUUCAGAAACCUCAGACAUUCUCCUGCUUUCUGGUAGUUUAGUUGGAGGCGUUCUUCAGAAGGGAAGCAGUAUGGCUUGACAUCAGUUUCAGACUGCUGGAAAAGAAUUUUUUCCCACAUAUAAUGCUUGGAAGAUUUUUCCUUGUGUAGUUACAAUCUCCGUCUUUGUCUGGUCAUCACGAGAAUGUUGCUGGCAUGCUCUGUAAUUGCUCCGGAAUCCUAACACACCAGAUAUU